Molecule: messenger RNA, 1531 nt
Organism: Colletotrichum phormii
Lineage: Eukaryota; Fungi; Ascomycota; Sordariomycetes; Glomerellales; Glomerellaceae
Product: iron permease FTR1 family protein
Exons: 4
Coding region: 179-1279 (366 amino acids)
Biological process (GO): iron ion transmembrane transport
Cellular component (GO): high-affinity iron permease complex; plasma membrane
Molecular function (GO): ferrous iron transmembrane transporter activity
Source: RefSeq, a predicted model, not a curated record
AUCUUGUUCCUACACAUCUAAGCGCUGCAGCCGCAUCUUAAGCGCAGCCGCGCCACUUUUUCACUGGGGCACUGUCUAUAAUCUCUCAUCUCAUUCUCAAGUCAUACCAAAGCGCCACUCAUCUUCAUCCCACACACACUCACACCACCCACGAGCACAUCACGACCACAAACUCACAAUGGAGGACCUAUUCUCACUCCCCAUCUUCUUCAUCACCUUCCGCGAGUCCCUCGAAACCGCCAUCAUCGUGUCCGUCCUCCUCGCCUUCAUCAAGCGCACCCUCGCCACCAAAGAUGACCCCGUCCUCCACCAAAAGAUGGUCAAGCAGGUCUGGCUCGGCACCGCCGCCGGCCUCGUCACCUGCGUCAUCAUCGCCAUGGCCAUCAUCAGCGGCAUCCACUCCCUCGGCGCAGAACAGUUCGCCGCCGCAGAGAGCAUCUGGGAGGGCAUCUUCUCCCUCGGCGCCUCCCUCAUCAUCACCGCCAUGGGCGCCGUCCUCCUGCGCGUCACCAAGCUCCAGGACAAGUGGCGUCUGAAGCUGAGCAAGGCUUUGAACGCGAGCGAGUCCCACUCGGGUCCCUUCCGCGACCGGUUGAAGUACCUCGGCGAGAAGUACGCGCUGUUCUUGCUGCCUUUUAUUACUGUCCUGCGUGAGGGCUUCGAGGGCGUGCUCUUCAUUGCUGGUGUUGGUGUUAGCGAGACUGCUGCGUCUAUUGCUAUUUCGUCUAUCCUCGGCCUUGCGCUUGGUGCCUUUGUGGGCUACUUUAUCUACAAGGGUUCCAAGACGGCGCCGAUCCAAAUCUUCCUCAUCGUCUCGACCUGCUUCCUGUACCUCAUCGCCGCCGGUCUCUUCUCCAAGGGCGUCUGGCACUUUGAGCAAAACGAGGUAAGCAGCCCUCAUCCCCAACAGCAGUCACCGGUCAAUACUAACGCACAACUCAAGUGGAACAAGAUUGUCGGAGGUGACGCAGCAGAACUCGGCUCCGGCCCCGGCUCCUACGACGUCCGCAGAAGCGUCUGGCACGUCAACUGCUGCAACCCCGACCUCAACGGUGGCGGUUUCUGGGGCAUCUUCAACGCCGUCCUCGGCUGGCAGAACUCGGCCACCGUCGGCUCCGUCGUCUCUUACAACCUCUACUGGGUCGCCGUCGCCGCGGGCUUCUUCGCCAUGAUUUGCAACGAGAAGGGGUACUGGCCGUUCGCCGGCAAGGCCAAGAAGAUCGCCGACGAGCAUGAGGGCGACGACCAGGAGCCGCUUCUUAGCAGGCCCGCUCGGUAAGUGGAUUCGCCCCUCGCAGGACGAAGUUGCGAAACCUGAUGUGGGGUUUCGCAUCCCGACGACGCACCGAAAGAGGAGAUGUAGCUCCCAAAGGCGACCUAGUAUUUUGGAUCAUGUAUAAAGUGGUGAAGCCCGAAAGCGCCUUGGUAAAAAGAGAAAAUAGUUAUUUAUCCUUGCUAUAUAUUGUAUAUACGACCACUUAUGUAUCCAACCCUACAAAACGUUGAUCGCUCAGCCUAACCUGACAUUUCU